Molecule: messenger RNA, 2389 nt
Organism: Scaptodrosophila lebanonensis
Lineage: Eukaryota; Metazoa; Arthropoda; Insecta; Diptera; Drosophilidae
Exons: 5
Coding region: 103-1875 (590 amino acids)
Biological process (GO): G protein-coupled receptor signaling pathway
Cellular component (GO): membrane
Molecular function (GO): G protein-coupled receptor activity
Source: RefSeq, a predicted model, not a curated record
CAACAACAUAACGCACCUUUAGUAUGAAAUGAAGCAGCAAGACAAACGCAUCGAACACGAAGACGACGACGAGAAUAUUUCGAAUAAAGUUACGUGUGUAGAAUGAAUAGCAAUAACUUGCAACAAUGGUGGGAAAAUACAUACCGACGUCAACAGCAGCAGCAGCAGCAACAACAACAACAGCAUCAGCAACAACAACAACAUGCCAUUGACCUGGACUCCUUGGACCUUCACUACGCACUGCUCGAGCAGAAUAACAAUUUUGGGCUCGCUGGCGGCAUUGGCAACCCUACUACGCACGAUUUCGAAUAUGAUAACUACGGCAACUAUGGCAAUCUGACACUGAUAAAUCCCUAUGAUGCUGGAAAUGGUGGCACAGAUACGGAGCAUGCGAUACCAUCGUUCACGCUGCUCCUUAUGGCCAUCAGCUACGGUCUUGUGGUCUUCGGCGGCGUCCUUGGCAAUGCGACCCUAGUGCUGACCCUUUGCUCUGCCUCGUCGGUGCGUCUGCGCAAUCCUCUCCUGCUCGCCGUUUGCAUUGCCGAUCUUCUGGUCACGGGCAUUUCAGCGCCGGUCACUCUACUGAAUUUGGCCAUGAAUCGAGGCACUAGAUCGCUGCCGUUGCUGGUCUGCAAGGUCAUACACUAUGUGCAGGUAAUGCCAGUGGCUGCAAGCACCAUUUCCUUCUUCAUGCUGUCCUUGGAUCGGUAUGCGACAGUGAAGCAUCCGCGAUUGGCGCAACUUCGCCAGCGUCGCUACCUGCAUGUGUCCCUGGCCAUGCUGUCGUGGCUGGCAUCGGCGGCCAUCAGUUCACCCUUUCUCUUCGCCUACAAGAUCAUUGCCAAGUCCGUGAUUAUCAAGGACAGCCAUGGAGGGAAUUUCAGUGGCAGCGUGGCGGGCGGUGGCAACAGCGGUAUCGCCACGCCCAGUCCGGUUAGCAUUAGCUGCACAUCGGAUCUGGGCGCCAAUGCCACGUUCAUGUCCUUCAUCAUAUUCCAUACGAUUGCGGUGUUUGUGCUGCCCGGCGUUGGAGUCCUGCUUAAUCAUUAUGGGGUACGCCGAAAGCUGUGCGCCUUGUCGCUGACGGCACGAGCGGCACACGGUGAGCUGCCGCUGCCAAUGCCCAUACUACGACGUCAGACGCACAUGGUCAUUGUGACGGGUUGUGCCAAUGCGCAGCAGGCUGCCUGCGGAGGCAACACCACAGCCGACGAGACAUCCAAUGGCGUCGGCGGAGGAGGGGGAGCAAUGGCCGUUAGCCCGGGAGACAUACAAUUGCACAACUUGCAGCCUCGUUUGCCCGGAUCCGGCUCUGCUGGUGCACUUGAGCCGGGCUCGUAUCGCUCCAGCAACCCCAUAUCGCCCAGAGCCAUGCGGGAGAUUCGGGCCCAUUCGCAACGCCAACGCAUUCAUCGAUCGGGCCGUGGACCUGCUACCCCCGGCAUACCCUUACCGCAGACCUCAACAUUGCGCUCCCGUCGUCAUUUGGCCAAUAUGCUAAUUGCUUCUGCCUUAAUUUUCAUCGUCUGCUGGGCACCACAUGUCUUUUGCAUAUUCUAUAAGAAUCUCGGUUAUAAGCAAUACUGCAGUAAAACUUCCAUUUAUUUUAAUCUGUUGUUGGGCUACUUCUAUUCGGCCAUCAGUCCGGUCAUCUAUUGGGCGCUCAACCACAAUACGCUUCGACAAUCGCCCUGUGCGCCCAUCAUUCGUUUGCGUUCUAUGCAAAAUUUUCUGCGCUCGCGCUUUCGAUCCCACACCAUACCCCCGCCGCCCUCAUCCACAAACGAAGCGGCCCUUGGCGCAUUCAAUCCCAAGUUGAUAAAGCUGACACCGAAACAGUAUAGAGCUCAGGCUUCUUCGCAUUAUCUCUACUAGUGUGAUACUAAACUAAACUUGAUAUAAAUAUAUAUACAUACUAUAUAUUUUUUACUUAAAAUACUUCCACACACACUCACACAAACAUUAGGAAACCACUUUCAGACUCACACAUAAAUACAAAUAAAUACCUUAACUACUUAUCUAGAUGUUUUUCAAAAGCUCUACGCAAUUAGUUGGCAAUAUACAUAAUUACCAAACAUACAGACAUACCUACAUACAAGUAUAUACAUAGUCAUAGCUAACUGUUAGUAACGCUUAUUUACACCACAUAGUUACACGCCUAAAGCUAUGCCAAACAAAAUGUAACUAGCCUACGGUUAAUACAUAGUUCAACGACUUUUACAAACAAACAAUCGUACAUACUUACAUACUAUACAUCUCGUACAUACCUUCAUACAUAGGUACAGCAAUAACAAAUACAUACAAACAAACAUUGAAUAGAAACCGAAGCAAAACUUCUACUAAUAGUGACUUGUUCGAAAUGUUGUUUAGUCUUUAAGCUGAAACUGAA